CAAAGAAAAUGGAUAGGCAGCCCAGUCUGUGCUCACAGCUGUCUGUAAUGCAGAUGAGAAACAGCAUGGCCAGCACAAGUGACAGUGAAGACGGUCUGCAUAACUUUCUGCGGGGAACUUCAACUGCCUCUUCUCUACGUCACUCUCCCUGCCCAAGACCAUCUUCCAAGAUGAAACCAAUUGAAGAAGGUGUGGAGGAUGAUGUCUUUGAACCAGCAUAUUCACUUCCAUCUGACAUCCAGAGGUUGCCAUAAGCAAAUAAAUGACCAAACUACUGUGGAUGGAAAUGUCGCUUGGAGGAAAACAUAACCUCAGAAAGCUCAAGA
Messenger RNA from Nanorana parkeri, 326 nucleotides. Its product is annotated as blood vessel epicardial substance-like. The record is from RefSeq and is a predicted model, not a curated record. The transcript has 2 exons. The coding region runs from base 9 to 254 and encodes 81 amino acids. NCBI's taxonomy places the organism in Eukaryota, Metazoa, Chordata, Amphibia, Anura, Dicroglossidae.